This is a messenger RNA of Hippoglossus stenolepis (Pacific halibut), 9149 nucleotides long. RefSeq names its product ephrin type-B receptor 1. The transcript has 20 exons. Gene Ontology annotation, molecular function: protein binding; transmembrane-ephrin receptor activity; ATP binding. Gene Ontology annotation, cellular component: neuron projection; membrane. Lineage: Eukaryota; Metazoa; Chordata; Actinopteri; Pleuronectiformes; Pleuronectidae. Gene Ontology annotation, biological process: protein phosphorylation; cell surface receptor protein tyrosine kinase signaling pathway; axon guidance. Bases 1 to 3888 code for a protein of 1295 amino acids. The record is from RefSeq and is a predicted model, not a curated record.
AUGGUUGAGCCUAAGAGACUGCUCUGGGCUGCGAGAGAGGAACUCCAGACAGACAACCAGGACAUCGAGACAGAAAACGUGACCCUCGAGGUAGGACACCAGGACUUCCAGAGAGAAAACGUGACCCUUGAGGUAGGAGACCAAGUCUUCCAGAGAGAAAACGUGACCCUCGAGGUAGGACACCAGGACUUCCAGAGAGAAAACGUGACCCUUGAGGUAGGAGACCAAGUCUUCCAGAGAGAAAAUCAGGAUCUCCUGAGACAAAUCCAGAAAGUCCAGAGAGAACACCUAUCUGGCCAGAUAGAAAAAGAGCACGUCCAGAGACAAAACCAAGUCCUCGGAAGACAAAAUGUGGCCGUCCUGAAAGAAUCACAGGACCUCCAGAGAGAAAAUCAGGAACUCCAGACAAAAUACCGGGACCUCCAAAGAGAAACACAGGACGUACAGAGAGAAAAGGAUGAAAUCCAGACAAAGAACCAGGACCUCCAAAGAGAAAACCAGCAACUACAGGGAGAAAACCAAGACAUCCAGAGAGAAAACCAGCAACUACAGGGAGAAAACCAAGACAUCCAGAGAGUAAAGAAGUUACUCCAAAGAGAAAAGAGGCAACUCCAGAGAGAAAUUCAGCAUCUCCAGAGAGAAAUUCAGCAACUACAGGGAGGAAACCACCAGGAACUACAGGGAGAAAACCCAGACAUCCGUAGAGAAAACCAGCAACUCCAGAGAGAAAAUAAGCAACUCCAGGGAGAAGUCCAGCAACUACAGGUAGAAAACCAGUCCCUGAGAGUGACUCCAGAGGAGCUGGGAUUACAACUCAGGCUUGUGGCGGACCAAGUCAAUGCUCCCUGUGUUCACCCCUCUCUCUCUGCCUGUCUCUCCUUUUGUCUGACAGAGACAGUGAUGGACACGAGGACGGCGACAGCUGAGCUCGGCUGGAUAUCGUUCCCUGCCAAUGGAUGGGAGGAGGUGAGCGGCUAUGAUGAGAACCUCAACACCAUCCGGACGUACCAGGUGUGCAACGUGUUCGAGCCCAGCCAGAACAACUGGCUCCUCACCACCUACGUCGACCGGCGGGCGGCACAGCGCAUCUACGUGGAAAUCCGGUUCACCGUGCGCGACUGCGCCUCCAUCCCCAGCGUCCUGGGCUCCUGCAAAGAGACGUUCAACCUCUACUACCUGGAGACGGACAGGACCGUGUCUGAGGGCAUCAAAGGGGUGGAGUACUGGGCCAACGCGCCUUUUCUCAAGGUGGACACCAUCGCAGCAGAUGAGAGUUUCUCCCAGGUUGAUUUCGGAGGGAGGCUAAUGAAGGUGAACACAGAAGUGCGGAGCUUUGGGCCGCUGUCCAAAGGCAGAGGCUUCCACUUGGCCUUCCAGGAUCUGGGGGCCUGCAUGUCCCUGCUGGCUGUCAGAGUGUUCUACAAGAAGUGUCCCAGCGUGGUGCAGAACUUUGCUUUUUUCCCAGAGACGCUGACUGGAGCAGAGUCCACCUCAUUAGUCAUUGCCAGAGGAAGCUGCAUUCCCAACGCGGAGGAGGUGGACGUGCCAAUAAAGCUUUACUGUAACGGAGAUGGAGAGUGGAUGGUUCCCAUCGGCAGCUGCAGCUGCAAGUCGGGUUACGAACCGGACAAUGGCAACGUGUGUAGAGCCUGUCCUCAGGGCACCUUUAAGUCCUUCCAGGGGGGAGGAUUGUGUCAGCAGUGUCCGCUCAACAGUCGCUCCACCAUCGAGGCGGCCACCCUCUGCGGCUGCUGGAACGGCUUUUACCGCGGCGACAUGGACAAACCUGAGGACGUGUGCACCAGUGUCCCCUCAGCUCCUCGCAAUCUGGUCUCAGUCGUCAACCAGACGUCGGUGCUGCUGGAGUGGCACACGCCGCGGGACACGGGCCACCGCGGCGACCUGUCUUACAACGUGGUGUGCCGCCGGUGCCACAGCAACGAGCGCCGGGCGUGUCAGCCGUGUGACGACAGCGUGGUGUUCGUCCCAGGCAAGCGGCGGUUGAGGGACACGAUGGCGGAGAUCAGCAAGCUGCGGGCGCACACGUCGUACACCUUCGACGUACAGGCAAUCAAUGGAGUCUCCAACAAGAGCCCUUACCCCGCCCAGCAUCUGUCAAUCAACAUAACAACCAAUCAGGCUGCUCCCUCAGUAGUUCCCAUAAUGCACCAAGUCAGCUCAACAAGCCGCAGUUUCUCGUUGUCAUGGCCACCGCCUGAACAGCCCAACGGAAUUAUCCUCGACUACGAGAUACGAUACUAUGACAAGUCCCAGUCAUCGCACCUGAACAGCUCAGUGGUCCAGAGCGAGGCGCCCAACAUGGUUCUGGAGGGACUGAGGCCUGGAACCGGCUACGUGGUCCAGGUGAGGGCCCGCACUGUGGCUGGCUACGGAGCCUACAGCAGAGAGAUGCUCUUCCAAACACUCACCGACGAUGAGUAUAAGUCAGAGCUUGGACAGCAGCUCUCCAUGAUUGCCGGCUCUUUAGUGGCUGGAGUGUGUAUCGUCUCAUUGGUUGCUAUCGCCAUCAUCUGUUCCAGGAGACGGCAGCUGAAGGAGAGUUUGUACGGUGACAAGCUGCCGCAGUACAACACAGGAGAGGCGACUCUGAGGCCUGACAUGUUCAGCGGCCCCACCCCCACCGUGACCUUUCCCACCCUGUCUGAGGGUCACAGUUCACCGGGGGUCAAGAUCUACAUCGACCCCUUCACCUACGAGGACCCCAACGAGGCGGUGCGGGAGUUUGCCAAGGAAAUCGACCCGUCCUGUGUGAAAAUAGAGGAAGUAGUCGGAUCAGGUGAGUUCGGCGAGGUGUACAAAGGCCGCCUGAAGCCCGUUGGGAAAAAGGAAAUUUCCGUGGCCAUCAAGACCCUGAAGGUGGGCUACUCCGAGAGGCAGAGGAGGGACUUCUUGUCCGAGGCGUCAAUCAUGGGCCAGUUUGACCAACCGAACAUCAUCAGACUGGAGGGCGUGGUCACCAAGAGCCGGCCCACGAUGAUCAUCACGGAGAUGAUGGAGAACGGAGCUCUGGACUCGUUUCUCCGGCAGAAUGAUGGCCAGUUCUCAGUGAUCCAGCUGGUUGGUAUGCUGAGGGGCAUCGCGUCUGGAAUGAGGUACCUGGCGGAGAUGAGCUAUGUUCACCGGGACCUGGCAGCUCGAAACAUCUUGGUGAACAGUAACCUGGUGUGUAAGGUGUCCGACUUUGGCCUCUCACGCUAUCUGGAGGAAGACACGUCUGACCCCACCUACACCAGCUCACUGGGCGGUAAAAUCCCCGUGCGCUGGACGGCUCCGGAGGCGAUCGCCUACAGGAAGUUCACGUCCGCCUCAGAUGUGUGGAGUUAUGGGAUCGUCACCUGGGAGGUGAUGGCAUACGGAGAGAGACCUUACUGGGACAUGAGCAACCAAGAUGUGAUAAACGCCAUCGAGCAGGACUUCAGGCUGCCGGCGCCGAUGGACUGCCCAGUCGUGAUGCACCAGCUGAUGCUGGACUGUUGGCAGAAGGACAGGAACGCUCGGCCAAAGUUCCCCGAUAUUGUCAGCAUGUUGGACAAGAUGAUACGCAACCCUGCCUCUCUCAAAGCCGGCACCAACAACAUGGCCCCUGGUCCGUCCCAUCAUCCCCUGUUAGACCGCGGAGCUCCGGACCUGAGCAGGCUGAGCUCGGUGGAGGACUGGCUGGCCGCUCUGAAGAUGACCCAGUAUCGUGACUCCUUCCUGGGCUCCGGUUUCACGUCUUUGCCGCUCGUCACACAAAUCACAGCUGAAGAUCUCCAGAGAAUCGGAGUGUCUCUCGCCGGACACCAGAAGAAGAUCCUGACCAGUGUUCAGUCGAUGAGGCAUCACGACGACGACGAUGACGACCAGUCUCCCACUGAAUCAGUGUAACCACACAGGAGUGAUGCACUAAGAGAAUAUUGUGACCGGGUGCCCAGUCUGGAACAACCAGACUCUACACUUUGUCUUUACACUUGUGUUUCCCCUGCACACUGCUCAGUGCUGCUCCUGGAGAUUUGACAGCAGAUUUGACAGCAGAUCUCUUUUAAUCAUCGGACCGACCUCUUCCGGGCCACGUGGCUUCCUAACUUAAAAAAAAGAGGAGUAAAGAGGAUUUGGAUUUCUUCAGUGACUACAGUUACAUCCACUCCCAUGAAGACUCUGUACAUUUUACUGAUGGAAAUGAAACCAUUUUUUACCGACAUGUUUGAUUCAAGGAUGAACUGGCCUGUUUUUUUUAUUUACGGAUAACCCACACAAAGACUGUGAAGAGACUGUGGUCAGGUGUUUAUAUGUUGGCGAGCAAACUGGACCGAAAAGCCUGACUCGCGUUCCACAAAGCUUCUUGACACGAGACCUUCCACAGGCUCUGAUAUCUUCUUGUCUGUUCUGUUUAGUUUGUUGGUGAAAUUCGCCGCCGUUUGACAAGAGUCGACGGUUUUAACGGCAUGUUUCUGAAUCUCUCUUCAUAUUGAAGAGUCUGUACAUCUUGUAAUUUUGGGAUAUUUAUUUCCUAUACGCUCGUUUGCUUUCACGUCUGCCAACAGCAUCGGACAAUUAAUUGUCACUGGAGUGUUUGUGAGUUCCCUGUGAUUAUCUCCCUCUGCCUGACUCAUCACUGGAACCGGCUUUGAAGUGCUGUGGACCGCGCACACACAAAAAAUUUGGAAAACAGGUUUCAUAGUGGUUUUUUUGUACUUUCCAUGCAGCCAUGAAAGGAUAAACUCUUCCAUGCAGAGAGCCAGAGAUGCCUGUCCUACUUAAAUACCCAGAGUCCUCAGAGCAAACUCCUGAUGGAUGAUGUUUUACAAUCAGCACUAAUGCCCUUCGAGUAAAGCCAAUUAUGGAUCAGAAAACAGCAUCAAAAUCCGAGGGAAAUGUUGCACCACGGCGGCGUGACAACUUACUUCCCUGGCGAGGAAGGAAGGAAGGCGGCCGCGUACUUAGAGGAAGAGAAGAAGAGAAGGACUGUGGGUAUGGAGGCGUUACCAGCUGCUGAGAGGCACCUGUUGCGGACGCAGAAAGCAAAAUGUGUCGUCAUCCAAUAAUAAAUAAAUUGUGAUUUGGCUGCGGAUUCCGACGCCGGCUGCCAGUUGAGCAUUGAGCACACGAGCAAACCAACGCUCGUGUUCUGUUCACGCGUUGGAAUCAAGUGCAUGGCUGCUGUCCAGAUGCUAAUCAUCGCUCUGCAGCAGACACACACACACACACACACACACACACACACACACACACACACACACACACACACACACACACACACACACACACACACACACACACACACGCACGCACGCAGGCAGGCAGGGUCCCCGGUGUUAAUUCAUCUGUAUUUCUUUGUUAUGCAUCGGCUGCCAGACAUGUCACCGUCGUCCGACUCUGUUUUGACAGUCACAUUUCCCAACUGACAGCGCUGAUUAAAUUCCGUUGUGUCAGUUCGUAGAUGAAACGACACGACGCGACCUAUGCGUGUUUCUCAUCUGCGCGCGACAACCUUUUCAACGCAAACCCCACAAUGAUUGAUUCCUCAGACGCGUCGGGAGAAAAAGAUGUUACAGCGCAAAUACAAAAUGCUGGAGGUCAAGAAGGAAACCAGCGGGGGUUAUUUAUCAUGCGUUAAUACUUCAAACGUGACGUCCGGCUCGUGAGGCUUCACGGAAUAUGAUAUAAUGAAGGCCUGAGCUCACUGCAGGGCGCUCGGGGUGGAGCAGCAAUGGGAGAUCUCUUUUUAUCUCAGCGUUGAGCAGAUUACCAGCUGUGGAACAACAGCCGGCCCGUUCUGCCACCGAAACCUCUGGUCAUGCGUGUGCACCCACAUCCUGAGGAUUACCCGCCUGCAGCACUGAUUGGAUGUCACGAUUCUGUUUGUCAUCCGCAGUGAGCCGUGCUCACAAUGAGAGAAGUGGCAGCGUCGGGGUUGUUUGCUCUCAUCGCGGCGUGUCCGACACAACGACGUGUUUGUGUGUUUGUGUCUCGCGCCGCUGAUCUCGACUGCUGGGACGCCCCCAACGACUUUUAUUUAUGAAAGUUGUGACAUUGAGAGGUCCGCAGUUAUUUUAAACCCUCCAAGCAUUUCAGUUUUCUGCUUUUUUCGGCCCGAAAACGCCGGCAUUGGCCGCAAUUGCAUUUGUUGCCCUGGCAACGAUAGCUUAUUGAGAAUUUUAUCAGAAAGUAUUGAGAUCAACUGGGAGCGAGUCAGUGGCUCAGAGGCUUAAUUCGUUGUAAAUAGAUGCUUCUGGAAGAAGAGUUUCAGCUCUGGCUCGGGGGUUUAAUAAAGAGUGAGAUGAGUCGUGUGCCUAAAAGCUCAUAUUAAACACCACCUUAACAGAUAUGUCAUGCACAGGAAACAGGCGAUCAACACAGAGAUGAAUCUUAAUCCAUUAUGUAACAUCUGCGGCUGAGUGUCUAUUCCUCAUUUCAUACCGUGUUAUUGUCUUCUGGUAUUUUUAACGACGUUCGAUGUGACUCUUCAGACAUUUCACGUUGUCAGUGUUUGUGAAAAAGACGACACGACGCACAGCACAUCUUGUAUUUACGCGACGAACGAGCACAAAUAUUUACCACAGAGACAAUAUCUCAGGUAUACACUGUCCACGCUGCUGCACUGGUUAAAUCCUGCACUAUAGAGAUGAAGUGCUUUAAGAGUUUAUGGAGAAAAAGUGUUUUUGAAGUUGAGUUUUCUUAAUUAUGUCCACGUUAAAUCCAGCCUCAGCCCCUUAAGACACAGAUACAGGUUUAGGUGAUGAAUCGUAGUCGGUGUUAAUGAACGGUCAGAUUAUAUCACUGCCGAACAUUUCUGGUUAAAGGAUGAAUUAAAUUUAAAGAGACAGGAGCUAAAACCUCAAAGUGUUUCAGACAGAGGCUGAAAAGAGGAGCUGCAGCGACGGACAGUUUGAGGAAAGUGUUUUCUGAGCAUUAGACCAUGAAAAGCUUUUUAAGUAAUAACACAAAUUAGGAUUAUGAACCUGAAUAUGUUGAGUUGAAUUCCCAAAUUAACUUGCCACCAUAUCUAUGACCAUUUGUAAAAAACCCUAUUGUAUUCUGGUCUGCUGGGGUCAUACUGUCGAUGGAUGGAUUUCUUUCCAUUCAUCGUUGAACGGAGGUAAAAGCGGCAGCAGCCGACAAAAGAGCUCAGUGUUUGAUUCUGAGGGCCUGACACCAAAACCUGACAUUUACUGCAGAUGUUUCAGAUAAAGAAACUACAUCCAGACUCCACUGUAUCCGUGCUGGACAUACAUCAACAUGAUGUGGCAUAAUGUUUGGCCAAUUAAGCGCGGCAAUGGGACAAAUGGACCACUUUGAUGCAAAACAGGCCCCCGAAAUGCAAGGUGCAUCAGCGGCAGCUCCUCUGAGUGCUUUUGGGUGGAUUGAUCGUUUAAUUGCAGUUAUUUUCUGGAAGCUGGACCAACCCGGCUCUUCUCUCCUGUUGCUCUGCUGUAAUAGAUACCGUGGGGGAGGCUGGAGAUGAGAGGAGAUGAGUUAUGAAGAGAAGAGAAAAGUGAAAGGGAAUAGGUAAUGGAGACGGGAAGGAAGCACAAUAACAGAGAAAAGGGAGAUGGGGGGGGGGGCACGAGAGGCAAAGCCUGACUCUGGUGUUUGAAUAAAAAUGAGGCUGGGGCGUGGAGAGAUUACUCUUUCUCUUUUUGUCUCCUUCUGCUUCUCCCUGCUCGACCCAGCCGUCCUCUUUCUUCUUCUGAUGCCCCGAACCUCUCUGAGCGACUCGCUCUGCUUCCAGGCUGCGUUUCCACCGGCGCCUUCGACAGUGGCUUUUAAAGUCGAGCAAUCUUUCUAUUUCAGAUGCACUGUUUCCACGAACCUGUUCAACGUGCAUCUGAAGUAUAUCUGGAAAGUUUCAGUUUCAAGACGAUACUUUUUCUCUACCUUACAUGUUCUUAUUUUACAUUCACACUGCUCAUCAAACUCCAACUUGACUUCUUGUCGUCCCUCUUGAAACUGACAUUUUUCUGGAUGGAUUGUGAUGUAAUUGUGUUCAUAGAUUCAAGAUCCCAAAACGUUAAAGCUUUCAUCAGCGCCACCAUGAGGCUAACUUGUUACGUUAUGAGUGAAAUGUCUCAAUGCCUGUUGGAUGACAUGUUCGUGACACUUAGAUUGUAAAUAAAGAUGGACGACGUGUCUCCACUUCCUGCCGCUGUAACGAAAAUGAAAUCAAAAUAUUCUGGAUAAGGGCGCCGCCAUCUUGCGCUGGUGACGUAGUUUUGGAGCAGCAGGGAGGUGUGGCCUCAAGUCAGUCUCAGCUGUCAGUCAUGAUGACUCAUUAAAACCAAACUUAUCAGAAACAUGAACACUUGAAGACACAGUAUUAUGAGAUGAACUACCUAAAUAAACCUUUGAGAAAUAUAUAUUUGAUUUAUAGUGUGGGACUUUUUAACUUCUCAUCUGCUCACAUGGAAGGGGUGGGGUUUACGACCAAUACCGCAGCCAGCCACCAGGGGGUCACUUUCGGGGAGCCUUCACGUCGUCCAUCUUUAUAUUCAGUCCACGUGCGACGUUUUAAUCUUUCCUGUGAUGUCACGAUCAAAUUAACAUCUCAUUUUGUCCAACACAUACAUGGUUUAACCAGAUACCACCAAAGCAAAGACGUUUACUUGUUAAACAUCAUUAAGAAAGCAUUGGCAAUUUUGAUAUUGACAUUAGCAUUUAGCUCAAACACAGCAGUGCUGAAGUAUUAUCUCUUGUUGGUCUCUACAAAACAUUACUGCAGUAUUUAGUUGUUUUUGAGUUUUCUGAGGAGUUAAAUCUCAAAACUGUGAACACGAAGGUUUAAGAGCUCGGUCUUGUUCCUGUUUUAUUUUCAAUGUUAAUUUAUUGGCUUUUCUAUGACGAUACUUUUGUACGUAAUGUUCGUUUCUCUUGAGAAAAGAAAAACAGCUCAUUAAUCUGCUGUCGUCUGCCUUUCUGUUUAUAUGUGUUUCUAGUGCUCGUUCAGUCAGAGCAUCCCACUGUAAUGUAUCAUAACACUGUAAUAUAAUGUAAGUAUGCGCACGCCUGCGUGUGUGUGUGUGUGCGUGCUGUUCAGUGUACAGUAACUUGUUUGUACAUUGUGCGUGUGUGAGUUUGUAGCCGUGAACUUUCUGAAUAUUACAUUUACAAUGCACUGUUUGUCAAUAAAGAAGACAAAUCAAUCAAACUGA